ACAGCUCCACAGAGUCUCCGUGUUUACACUUCUAAAAUCAACCUAAUAAUGGCUAACAUAUCUUUUUUUUUUUUUGCACAACUAAACUGAGAUUUGAGGGAGUAGUUAGGCAUAGUAAAAAUGGCACACGUUACAUUUAAGGAGCUCCGUGACUCGGGAGGGAUUGUGUAGGCUACGGUACAGCACGCGACUGAAUGUGGUGCUGAGGACAGCUCCCGUCACCUCUGCCGUGCCACAUACGAACUGAGCCCGGUGUGCGCGCACGUUUCCUGAACCUGCAUGUUUGUUUGGUCCCCCCUCCUCAUAGCUGAGCAUUAUGGAUUAAUGGGGAGGCGACUCUAAAUCCCUGCCAUUGUGCGCUGAUCUGGAUUUAAAGGCUGGACGGAGGUAAAUUGUCAUUUGAGGAUAGCAGGCGAUCCGGGACAAUGGAUACGAACAUGCGCAAAUUUACAGUGAGAAGAUGGUUUUCCGUGUACCUGCGCAGGAAGUCGCGGUCCAAAAGCUCGAGUUUAUGCAAACUAGAGGAUGACAGCAUCUUAAAGGAGUUUGAUAUCAGCCAUCACGUGAAAGAAGGUUUCGAGAAAGCAGACCCGUCACAGUUUGAGCUGCUGAAGGUGUUGGGUCAGGGCUCUUAUGGGAAGGUGUUCCUGGUGAGAAAAAUCAAAGGUUCAGACAGAGGACAACUCUAUGCCAUGAAGGUGUUAAAAAAAGCAACACUAAAAGUGCGAGACCGAGUGAGGUCCAAAAUGGAGAGAGACAUACUCGCAGAAGUCAAUCAUCCUUUCAUUGUCAAACUCCACUAUGCCUUUCAGACAGAAGGGAAGCUGUACCUUAUAUUGGACUUUCUCAGAGGGGGAGAUCUUUUCACACGUCUCUCCAAAGAGGUGAUGUUUACUGAAGAGGAUGUGAAAUUUUAUUUGGCUGAGCUGGCCUUGGCAUUGGAUCAUCUUCAUAGUCUGGGCAUCAUCUACCGUGAUCUUAAACCAGAGAACAUUCUCCUCGAUGAAGAAGGUCAUAUAAAAAUCACAGAUUUCGGCUUGAGCAAAGAGGCGAUAGACCACGACAAGCGAGCGUACUCGUUCUGCGGGACCAUCGAGUACAUGGCCCCAGAGGUGGUCAAUAGACGAGGUCACACUCAAAGCGCUGACUGGUGGUCUUUUGGAGUCCUAAUGUUUGAAAUGCUGACUGGAUCGCUGCCAUUUCAAGGCAAAGACCGAAAAGAGACCAUGGCACUUAUUCUCAAGGCAAAACUAGGCAUGCCUCAGUUCCUGAGCCCAGAAGUUCAGAGUUUAUUGCGGGCUCUCUUUAAAAGAAACCCCACCAAUAGAUUAGGUGCAGGACCUGAUGGAGUAGAAGAAAUUAAACGCCAUAUAUUUUUUGCAACAAUAGACUGGAAUAAGUUGUACAGACGAGAAAUCAAGCCUCCGUUUAAACCAGCAGUGGGCCGACCAGAGGACACCUUUCAUUUUGAUCCAGAGUUUACAUCACGCACACCAACAGACUCGCCCGGCGUGCCAGCCAGUGCAAAUGCCCAUCAGCUCUUCCGUGGCUUCAGCUUUGUGGCCUCUAACCUGGGUCAAGAACCGCCUAUGACAGAGACCAAGCAAAAUUUGGUUAAUCCCAUUGUACAGCAACUUCAUGGCAACAACAUUCAUUUUACUGAUGGCUAUGAGUUAAAGGAAGAUAUCGGCAUAGGAGCGUAUUCGGUCUGUAAGCGUUGUGUCCACAGAAUCACCAGUGUUGAAUAUGCUGUUAAAAUUAUUGACAGAGCCAAGAAGGACCCGUCUGAAGAGAUCGAGAUUCUGCUGAGAUACGGCCAGCACCCAAACAUCAUUACUCUGAAAGAUGUGUAUGAUGAUGGGAAAUAUGUGUAUCUGGUGAUGGAGCUGAUGAGAGGAGGAGAGCUGCUGGACCGGAUCCUGAGACAGAAGUGUUUCUCAGAGCGAGAGGCUUCAGCUGUACUCUGUACCAUAACCAAGACUGUGGAGUAUCUGCAUUCACAGGGGGUUGUGCAUCGAGACCUAAAGCCCAGUAACAUCCUGUAUGUGGAUGAGACAGGAGACCCCGAAUCCAUCAGAAUUUGUGAUUUUGGUUUCGCCAAACAGUUACGAGCAGAAAACGGUCUUCUUAUGACGCCCUGCUACACUGCUAACUUUGUGGCACCAGAGGUCUUAAAGAAACAGGGUUAUGAUGCAGCCUGUGACAUCUGGAGUCUUGGGAUCUUAAUGUACACCAUGCUGGCAGGAUUCACACCCUUCGCUAAUGGACCUGACGACACACCAGAGGAGAUCUUGGCCCGCAUUGGAAGUGGGAAAUUUGCUUUGACAGGAGGCAACUGGGACACAGUGUCGGAUGCAGCCAAAGACAUUGUCACUAAAAUGCUACACGUGGACCCUCACCAGCGGCUGACAGCACCUCUGGUUCUCCGUCAUCCGUGGAUAGUCAAUCGAGAUGAGUUAUCUCAGAGUCAGCUGAUCAGACAAGAUGUGCAACUGGUGAAGGGGGCGAUGGCUGCAACAUACUCUGCUUUGAAUCGAUCUCCACAAGCCCCAAAACUGGAGCCAGUUCUUUCUUCAGGUCUUGCUCAGAGAAGAGGCAUGAAAAGACUCACAUCCACUCAUCUAUAGUGCCCAAUCCAGACACAGCAGGCUCUGUAACUUAAGAGACCUGUCACAAUGUCCAGGCUUUGGACAGGACACCAGGACCAGCAGAGCAUCUGGAGCAAAGUGAAAAAAUCUGACCGACCGUUGUUGGACUGUGUUGUUGUUCGAGUACUGGACUGAUGGCUAAACAAGUGUAUCGGCUGAUGUUAAAAGAUUCAGACAUCCCAGAGAUGUAGCUGUUUCUGAAUCAUAAUAAAGUGGUUAUUAUUUUUAAGGUACAUCACAGUUAUUUGUUCGCAGUCAGCUGGAAUGACAGCCGUUCAUAAAAGUCACAUUUAACUUUUAGCAGGGGUUGUACUGACAAUAUCGGUUAGUUGGUUUAUCAUUUGGGCCUGUGUCGGUUAGAUGUGGAUCAGGUUAUUUUAGUUGCACUUUUUCUGUAUAUUAUUUGAAAUAUUAUUAUUCAGAAUUGGCAGAAUGUGAAAAAGGGGGUACUUUGCAUUCACAAAGCAUGUUAUAAACAAACUCACAUUGGGAUAGACUUAAAAGGCUCCAGAAAAAGCAUACAUUUGUACAAUUUUGAUACAGCCAGAAUGAACUAAAUCUGUCAAGAGACUUUUGAGCUUGACGUGCAGACGUAGUGUCUCUAGUUGAUCUACAGACUGAUACGGAUGUGAUGAUUUAUUUGGACAUGGGUUUCAUUGACACGCUGACAGUGGACUUGUGAAAAAAGCAUUCAUGCCAGCCCUAGAAGUUAGUAGCUCAGAUUAUUUUUAAUUUAUAACGGCAAAGGUGCUGCACUUUUAUGCCAGCAUUAUUAGGAUCUUUCAGACAUGCAUGCCAUGUACAGUACAUUUUUAUUAAACAAAUUGUUUAAGAUGUCUCUGACCGGCUAAUAAAAGCACAACAAACAUCUUGAACAUUAUUUGUUUGUUUGUUGUUGUUGUUUUGUCUUAUAAUGCUAAGACUUGGUUGAAUUGAUUGAUUUAACAAAACAAAAAACAAACUUUCAUUUGUAAGUUUAUAAUUUUUUUUAAUCUUCUGUUUAGGGUUUAUUUAUUUAUUUGUGGACAUGCAUGUUUAUCCGUAUUUCUAUUUAUUUAUAUAUUUGUCUAUCUGUAUAUUAAAUGUGUUUAUUUAAUUA
Misgurnus anguillicaudatus (oriental weatherfish) is the source of this 3747-nucleotide messenger RNA. It is a transcript of the gene rps6ka2, whose product is annotated as ribosomal protein S6 kinase, polypeptide 2. Gene Ontology annotation, molecular function: protein serine/threonine kinase activity; ATP binding; magnesium ion binding. Gene Ontology annotation, biological process: intracellular signal transduction; protein phosphorylation. The record is from RefSeq and is a predicted model, not a curated record. Lineage: Eukaryota; Metazoa; Chordata; Actinopteri; Cypriniformes; Cobitidae.